GACUCCUCUUCGACGCUGCUCGCUUGAUGAAAUUUACAGUUAGCGUGUGUGAAGUAACGGUCGUUGUCGUGAUUUACGAAGGCGUAGGCGGGUAAAGGGCGUGUCUGCUCAGUCUGCCUGCUUAAUGCAUAUGUUCCAUGUGUGUGCUGUCACGUUGAAAACUUAAAAGUACGCCCAACUGAAAACUAUCUCACAACAAAAUUGUCCAUUUUGAAAAAAGGUUGAAAAACAAAUCAAAAUUUAAGUGAGUGUUGGAGUAUUUUAUCGAUAUUUCACUGUUGUUUGCUUAAACGUUGAACAUUGCGCUCAGCUGUUAUCACUGAGUGCUGCAGCAGUACAACAACUGCAACAAUAACAACAGCUUCUAGUAUAGCUCAACAUUUUAGCAAAAGCAGUAAAACAAAAACAACAACGGGAAAAUGGGUUUCAUGCGAUACUUGGACGAGGUUCAGUUGCAGGGCUUCGAGAGAUAUAAGUACAACAGCAUAGACACAAGUUUUCUCAGUGUCUAUGUAAUGCAUCCGUUCUGGAAUGUCUGUGUCAAGUUUUUGCCCAAAUGGUUGGCGCCAAAUCUGCUUACCUUUGCGGGUUUCCUCAUGACUGUCAUAAACUUUAUUCUCAUUGCUUACUACGACUGGGAUUUUACAGCGGCCAAUGAUAAGGAGCGAGGCAAUACGGUGCCUGGUUGGGUGUGGACUGUGGCGGCUAUAAAUAUAUUGAUUUACUACAAUCUGGAUGGCAUGGAUGGUAAGCAGGCGCGACGUACAGGAACGAGCGGUCCAUUGGGCGAGCUCUUUGAUCACGGAUUGGACUCCUAUUCGGCUGCGCUAAUACCCAUUUAUAUAUUUUCGUUAUUUGGCACCGACGAUCUGCCGCCCAUCCGCAUGUUCUUUGUGAUUUGGAACGUGUUCUUGAACUUCUAUUUAACGCAUGUGGAGAAAUACAAUACGGGCGUUAUGUUUUUGCCUUGGGGCUAUGAUUUUACCAUGUGGGGUGUCAGUUUAAUGCUCUUUUUGGCCACUAUAUUCGGUCCGGAAAUUUAUCGUGCUACGUUCUUUGGCUUUACAAUAGCGAAUUUUUUUGAAGUAGGGCUUAUUGGUUCUGGCAUAGUUUCGAGUCAUCCAAUUAUCAUCAGAAAUAUUUACCUCUCCUACAAGAACAAGACUGGCAAAAUGCGGCCCCUGUGGGAAAUGGUACGCCCCUUCUUUGCCUUUCUCUGGCUUUUUGCUAUCACACUGGUGUGGUCGUUUUUCUCUCGCAAUAAUGUGAUCAACUUGGAGCCUCGAAUUUUGUGGGUGCUCUAUGGAACAAUCUUCUCAAACAUUGCGUGCCGUUUGAUUGUGGCCCAAAUGUCGGAUACACGCUGCGAUGCGUUCAACAUACUCAUGUGGCCUUUGGCGGCCUGUGUAGGCGUUUGCUGUUUCCCUUGGUACGAGAAAGUCUUCAACAUGGAUCUGACGGCAGAUGGGGAAAGAUGGAUUGUGCAGGGCCUCACUGUUUUUGUCACUCUGGCGCACUGGCAUUAUGGUUAUAGUGUGGUUUCGGAAAUGUGCGAUCGUUUUCACAUCAGAUGCUUCAAAAUAAUCAAACCUAAUGCUGUCGCGGCUGAGGAGCUGAAUGUGGCAGUUGUCGAUGAACAGCAGCAGGAACAGCAAACCGACCAGGAACACGAUCAUCUACAGUCCGUAGAGGCUGUAGCAGAAGUGUAGUUUUUAUAUGUAAGUCUAGAUUCUAAGUUAAUUGCAAAUAUUGUUUCACUGCUGUUAGAUACUGUUUCUAAUCUAAGUCUACAAAUUGUACAUAAAAAAGGACCAACGAAAGCUUGAAAUAUAGAGCAUAACUGAGGUUAUCCAA
Messenger RNA from Scaptodrosophila lebanonensis, 1854 nucleotides. RefSeq names its product ethanolaminephosphotransferase 1. Gene Ontology annotation, molecular function: ethanolaminephosphotransferase activity. The record is from RefSeq and is a predicted model, not a curated record. Gene Ontology annotation, biological process: phosphatidylethanolamine biosynthetic process. The coding region runs from base 420 to 1709 and encodes 429 amino acids. NCBI's taxonomy places the organism in Eukaryota, Metazoa, Arthropoda, Insecta, Diptera, Drosophilidae. Gene Ontology annotation, cellular component: endoplasmic reticulum membrane; Golgi apparatus. The transcript is spliced from 10 exons.